Molecule: messenger RNA, 2048 nt
Organism: Cuscuta campestris
Lineage: Eukaryota; Viridiplantae; Streptophyta; Magnoliopsida; Solanales; Convolvulaceae
Source: the annotation of a GenBank genome assembly
AGACCUUCUUUCUUCUUCUUCAGUAUAUAUUGGACCUCCGCAAGGGUUGAUGAAGGCCGACAAAAUUCAUUUCCUCCGCCAAGCCUGUGGUCAUGUGGCUCACCAGAGGACCUGGAUAUACAAGCCUUGAGGAAUUGACGGAAGACCCAAUUGGUAGGUUUGGAAUAAUAGAAGGAGCAAGUCCACCGUCAUCUCCUGCUGCCGCGGCAGGCGGCGGAGGAAGACCCGGAGAAGAUGCGAGCAUCACAAUUGCCGGCAAUGUAACUACCGACAACCAGAGCGUGACCUUCGAUAGGCGUUCUCUGAUAAUCAAUGGCCGCCGGAAGCUGCUAAUCUCCGCUUCUAUUCACUAUCCCCGCAGCGUCCCAGCUAUGUGGCCUGGUUUAGUCCAACUGGCGAAGGAAGGAGGAGCUGAUGCUAUUGAAACUUAUGUCUUCUGGAAUGGCCACGAACGUUCUCCAGGAAAUUAUUACUUUGGUGGAAGAUAUGACUUAGUGAAAUUUUGCAAGAUCGUUCAGCAAGCUAGUAUGUAUCUGAUACUUCGAAUUGGACCAUUCAUUGCAGCAGAGUGGAAUUAUGGGGGAGUACCUGUAUGGCUCCAUUAUGUACCAAAUACCAUCUUUCGGACCGACAGCGAACCUUUUAAGUUUUAUAUGCAGAGUUUUAUGACAUUCAUAGUAAAUCUGAUGAAGAAAGAAAGGCUUUUUUUAUCUCAGGGGGGGCCUAUUAUCUUGUCACAGGUAGAAAAUGAGUAUGGUUUCUACGAAGCAGCUUAUGGGGAAGGAGGUAAAAGGUAUGCCUCAUGGGCAGCAAACAUGGCUCUUUCUCAAAAGACAGGUGUGCCCUGGAUUAUGUGUGAGCAGUUUGAUGCUCCUGCUGAGGUGAUUGACACUUGCAAUUCCUUUUAUUGCGAUCAAUUCACACCAAUCUCUCCAAACAAACCCAAGAUUUGGACAGAAAAUUGGCCUGGAUGGUUUAGGACAUUUGGGGACAGUGACCCUCACAGGCCUCCAGAGGACAUUGCUUUUUCUGUGGCACGUUUUUUUCAAAAAGGUGGAAGUGUGCAUAACUAUUACAUGUAUCAUGGUGGGACAAACUUUGGUCGUACAUCAGGUGGCCCAUUUAUUACCACAAGUUAUGACUAUGAAGCACCCAUUGAUGAAUAUGGUCUAGCAAGAUUCCCCAAAUGGGGACAUCUUAAAGAACUUCACAAAGCAAUAAAGUUGUUUGAGUCUGCGUUGCUGAACAAUGAGCCUGUUUCACUUUCACUAGGUCUUUUACAGGAGGCAGAUGUCUAUGAAAAUGCAUCAAGAGGAGAAUGUGCAGCUUUCCUUUCUAAUGCAGAUAACAAGACUGAUAAGGUGGUAGUGUUCCGGAAUAUGCAGUACAAUCUGCCUGCAUGGUCUGUUAGCAUUUUGCCUGACUGCAAGAAUGUGGUAUUCAACACGGCGAAGGUCAGAUCUCAAACUUCUACAGUGGAGAUGAUACCAUCGGAUUUGCAUUUUUCAUCAGGAUCAGCUCAUAGUAGACUGAAAGAUCUUCAGUGGGAAGUCUUUAUGGAAUCAGCUGGAAUUUGGGGAGAUGCUGAUUUUACAAGGAAGGGAUUUGUAGAUCACAUCAACACUACAAAAGACACUACUGAUUACCUGUGGUGCACAACAAGUCUAUUUGUUGAUGGGGAUGAGGAAUCAGUCAUAAAUGGAAGCAGCACAAUACUCCAGGUUGAAUCAAAGGGCCAUGUUCUGCAUGUCUUCGUCAAUAAAUUGUUACAAGGUGAAGAUUUCAUCUUUCUUUUUCAAUGCUAGGCUCAUGAUUUUUUAACCACAAACCACAAUUCUUACUUUAUAUACUCCCUCCGUCCCAAAAAGUCUUUCCUGUUUCAUUUUUUGCGCAUCUCAUAAAACACUUCUAUCCCGCCUUGAAUGCCAAAAAAACUUUCAAAAUAACUUCUACCCACAAUAAAGAAGAAAUGUUGUAAAUUUUAGGCAUUUUAGAUGUCGGUAGAAGUGUUUUAUGGGAUGCGCAAAAAAUAAAACAGGAAAGACUUU